AUGAGACUUAUUUCUAUGCAUGUCCUGAAAUGGAAUGCUGAGAAUCCUAUUUUUUUGUCUUCAGCAUAUGAAUUAGGAUUUAUUAGUUGGUACUAGAGAUCAUUUUUUAAAGAAGGAUUAAUUUUUGGAGUGAGAACAAUCACAGGACGUGUUCAAUAAGGCACCAGGACUGCUAUUAAAUUAGAUGAAGCAAAAGCUAUUGCAUAUGUAGUUGUAUAAAAUAAUAGAGCAGUAGUUAUAGUUUGUGAUGAAGAAUACCCUUAGAAUGUUCCUUUUAUUAUAAUUAGAGAAAUAUUUUCUGAAUUAGAUAAAAUUAUUACUAAUGAAUAAGUGGGAGAACUUAAAGAAGAUACAAAUAUCAAUUUUGAAAGACUCUAAGUAAUGGUCAAAGAAUAUUAAGAUUAUAAGAAAGCUGAUAAGUUAGCUCAGUUAUAGAGUAACUUAUAAGAACUUUAGGAAAUCACUUUUAAAGUAAUGACAGAUUUAGUUAAAAAAGGUGAGGAUUUAAAAGUACUUAUGGAAAAAAGUAAAGAUUUAAGUUAGGUUAGCGUUAAUGUUUAUAAAUAAAGUAAAAAAUUUAAUUCAAGAUGCUGUGUUUUAAUUUGA
Molecule: messenger RNA, 606 nt
Organism: Tetrahymena thermophila SB210
Lineage: Eukaryota; Ciliophora; Oligohymenophorea; Hymenostomatida; Tetrahymenidae
Product: YKT6-family R-SNARE protein
Exons: 5
Biological process (GO): endoplasmic reticulum to Golgi vesicle-mediated transport
Cellular component (GO): Golgi apparatus
Molecular function (GO): SNAP receptor activity
Source: RefSeq, a predicted model, not a curated record